Molecule: messenger RNA, 934 nt
Organism: Cervus elaphus (red deer)
Lineage: Eukaryota; Metazoa; Chordata; Mammalia; Artiodactyla; Cervidae
Gene: ID4
Product: inhibitor of DNA binding 4, HLH protein
Exons: 3
Coding region: 217-711 (164 amino acids)
Biological process (GO): negative regulation of transcription by RNA polymerase II; cell differentiation; circadian regulation of gene expression
Cellular component (GO): nucleus; cytoplasm
Molecular function (GO): protein dimerization activity; transcription regulator activity
Source: RefSeq, a predicted model, not a curated record
UGUCCCCCGCUGAGCCAGACCCAGAGUGAUCCUCCGGUCAAUUGUUGGGCGCGCGAUCGCCCGGAGCUUUCCGGUGCCCCGAGCGCAGAGCGGGCGCGCGGGGCGCGAAGGAGAGGGGAGCGGAGCCGGCCCCGGACGAGGGGAGGGGGCCGGAGCUUGCCUGCCUCGCUCGCUCGCCCAAGCGGGUCCGCUCGCGCAGGGCGCAGGGCGCGCGCGAUGAAGGCGGUGAGCCCGGUGCGCCCCUCGGGCCGCAAGGCGCCGUCGGGCUGCGGCGGCGGUGGCGGCGGCGAGCUGGCGCUGCGCUGCCUGGCCGAGCACGGCCACAGCCUGGGCGGCUCGGCGGCCGCGGCGGCGGCGGCGGCGGCCGCGCGCUGCAAGGCGGCCGAGGCGGCGGCCGACGAGCCGGCGCUGUGCCUGCAGUGCGAUAUGAACGACUGCUACAGCCGCCUGCGGAGGCUGGUGCCCACCAUCCCGCCCAACAAGAAAGUCAGCAAAGUGGAGCUCCUGCAGCACGUUAUCGACUACAUCCUGGAUCUGCAGCUGGCUCUGGAGACGCACCCGGCUCUACUGAGGCAGCCGCCGCCGCCCGCGCCGCCGCACCUCCCGGCCGGGACCUGCCCGGCCGCGCCACCGCGGACCCCGCUCACCGCGCUCAACACCGACCCGGCCGGCGCGGUGAACAAGCAGGGCGACAGCAUUCUCUGCCGCUGAGCCGCGCGUCCCAGGUGUGCGGCCGCCUGAGCCCGAGCCAGGAGCCCUAGAGAGGGAGGGGGAGAGAGCAGGAGGUAGAGAAAAAGCCACCCGGAGGAAGGAAACAUAACAAAAAAGAUCAGCAAAUCCUAGAAACGUUUCAAUCGUCAUUCCAAGAGAGAGGGAAGGAAAAGAAAAGUUUUCAUCUUUGUUAAUUUUUUUUUUUUGCACGUUCAUAAACAUU